CCUCCUCCUCUCACACCACCCGUGUUGUCGUGAACACGAUAUCCAGUUUUCUCCGCACCCAGGAAGACGGAACACAAUAAAAUGCGAUGACCACAUACUCCAAACAACAGACGGAAACCGCCUCGCUCUGCAGAGUAUCCUCGAUUACGCCUGAACAUGUCUCCCGAAAGCUCAGAGUCGCUGGAUGGCUGCUUUUGUAUGAUCGGAACACAUCCAUAAUGCUCCUAACCGAAGGGGAAAGCGCGGUAUUAGUGGACCUCGCACUCUGCCUUGAUCCAUUUAGACCGACGCCGUGGCUCAGAGAGAGCAAUAGCAUUUUGAUGGUCAUUGGCUCGCUCGAAGAAGUCGAAGAUCCGUAUCCGCCUCCUGUGUUACCUAUGCACGCCCGUCCGGUCGAGGUUGACCUUCAACUGGUACUGCGUGCCUUAUCAAUCAGAAAUACGCCACAACUCGACCUGGAACUAUGGAACAAGGCGAUACGUCUGCGCGAGCAGGGUGUCGCUGAGAAGAACAGCUGAUCCGCCGCGAGUCACAUCUUUACCCGCUUGUGCCAGUUAGUUGUGUCCAGAGGAACUGUGAACGCGGGAUAAAGCUGGGAAUCUACUUGAUACUCUCACAGUGCAUGAGAUGACUGAUCAUCCAUCAUAUCGUCUGUUGUAUUCACCAGCCUUUGCCCCGUGGCCUUGGUUAAACUCAACAUCGUAUGUACCGAGUG
Molecule: messenger RNA, 715 nt
Organism: Fomitopsis serialis
Lineage: Eukaryota; Fungi; Basidiomycota; Agaricomycetes; Polyporales; Fomitopsidaceae
Exons: 3
Coding region: 87-518 (143 amino acids)
Cellular component (GO): CST complex
Molecular function (GO): single-stranded DNA binding
Source: RefSeq, a predicted model, not a curated record